AAGAAGAAGAAGAAGAAGAAGAGGAAGAAGAAGAAGAGGAAGCAAGCAUAAGCAGUAAAUUAAAGAAGAAGGUUUUCCUCUCUCUGUAUCCUGCUUUGGACCUAAUCUUUAUAACAUGAAGACCAUUGUGGGUUUAAAGGUGGGGGAGAGGAGAAGUUAUAGAACAGUUGCAGAAUUUUCAGAUGGAGUAAGUGGAGGGGAGGGGGAAAGUUUUUCUUUGAAGAGAUUUUCGCUGGAAUCUGUUUCUUAAUGAAGUGAGAUUUGUUUUCAUAAGGAGUAAUCCAAUGGAGAAUCAUGGAGUGACGGAUGAAAUUGAAGAAAAAAAUGAACAGCAAGAGCAACCACAAGAGAGAGAAAAGGGACUAAAAGGGAGGAAGUUCUCAUGGGGAAAGCUUAUGCACUUGGAUUCUUUUGACAUGGAGAGCGGGAAGAUCCCAUCGGGGUACCUUAAUCAUAGAUCGUUUAAGGCUGUGGAUUGGGGAACCACAUUGAAGCUUGCAUUCCAGAGCAUUGGAAUCGUCUAUGGUGACCUCGGCACAUCACCACUAUAUGUGCUUCCUGGUAUUUUUCCCAAUGGUAUUGAUCAUAGUGAAGAUAUCUUGGGGGUAUUGUCUCUAAUCAUUUACUCCCUUACCUUGAUCACUUUGAUCAAGUAUGUCUUCAUUGUUUUAUCAGCCCAUGACAAUGGUGACGGAGGCACCUUUGCUUUGUAUUCUCUUAUAUGUCGCUAUGCAAAGGUGGGCUUCACACCAAAUCAUCAGGCUGAAGAUAGAGAUGUAUCGAACUACCGGCUUGAAUUACCAAACAGCGGAUUGCGUCGUGCUUCUUUUGUGAAGUCCUUCCUCGAAAAUAGCAGAAUUGCGAAGUACAUUCUCUUGCUUAUGACAAUGAUUGGAACAUCCAUGGUUUUAGGGGAUGGAAUACUUACUCCAUGCAUUUCAGUAUUAUCAGCAGUAGGAGGUAUCAGGGAAGCUGCUAGUUCACUCACAGAUAACACAAUCAUGUGGAUAUCUGUAGGGAUUUUAAUCCUAUUGUUCCAAGUUCAGAGGUUUGGAACAGACAAAGUUGGGUACACAUUUGCACCAAUUCUUACAAUAUGGUUCUUCUUUAUUGCUGUAAUUGGUCUCCACAACUUCAUAAGACAUGAUCCAACUGUUGUCAAGGCGAUUAACCCAAUGUACAUAGUGAAAUAUUUUCAAAGAACUAAGAAAAAUGCAUGGAUUUCACUUGGGGGAGUCAUCCUAUGCUUGACAGGAUCAGAAGCUUUGUUCGCAGAUCUUGGCCACUUCAAUGUUCGCUCGAUUCAAAUCAGCACAUGUUCUAUUGUUUUUCCCUCCAUUAUCUUGGCCUAUGUAGGCCAAGCUGCCUAUCUUAGGAAACACCCUCUUGAUGCAUCUGCUGCUUUUUACAAAUCAGUUCCAAAACCUAUUUAUUGGCCAAUGUUUGUGGUGGCAGUGUUGGCAGCUAUUGUUGCUAGCCAGUCUUUGAUCUCAGCUUCCUUCUCCAUAGUCCAACAGUCUCUUGCACUUGGGUGUUUCCCACGGGUGAAAGUUGUUCACACAUCUUCUAAAUACGAAGGCCAAGUAUACGUACCAGAGAUCAACAACUUACUCAUGUUAGCUUGUGUUGGUGUCACACUUGGAUUCAAGAACACACUCAAAAUUGGGAAUGCUUAUGGACUUGCUGUGGUAUUUGUCAUGACACUCACAUCUACAUUUCUUAUCCUUGUGAUGAUCAUGAUAUGGAAGACAAAUUUUGCAUUGAUUAUCCUCUAUGCAUCAACAAUUGCCUUUGUUGAGUUACUCUACUUGAGUUCGGUCCUAUACAAAUUCACUGAAGGGGGGUACCUUCCAUUAGCCUUUGCUGCAUUCCUCAUGUCAGUCAUGUUUGUUUGGAACUACGUGUACCGCAAGAAGUACAUGUUUGAGUUAGAUAACAAAGUUUCCAUAAAGAAACUCAAGGAGAUAGCUAGCAACCCGGACAUUCUACGAGUCCCAGGUUUAGCCCUAUUCUACUCAGAGCUUGUCCAAGGCAUUUCCCCAAUCUUUACCCAUUACAUUGCUAAUGUCUCAGCAAUGCACAGAGUGCUCGUAUUUGUAUCAAUCAAGUCAUUGCCUAUAAGCAAGGUCCCAGCUGAGGAGCGUUUCUUGUUCCGACGAGUUGAGCCUAAUGAAUUAUGUAUGUUCAGAUGUGUAGUGAGGUAUGGAUACACAGAUGUGGAAAAGGAACGUGAAUCAUUCGAGGAAACAUUGGUGAAUAGGUUGAAGGAAUUUAUUAGGGAGGAAUUUUUCAAAGCAAAAUCACCUAAGAAUGGGAGAAUCAUUACAGGGACUAUCGCUGAAAGUGUUAUAGGGGAGGUGUUGAGAAUUGAUGCAGAUGAGAAUGAUGAUGGUACAUUUUUAGAGGAGAUUCAAUUCGUGGAUAAUGAAUGCAAGAAGGGUGGCAUAAUCUCUUUGUUUGGUGAGAGUGAGGUGGUGGCUUCGAAGGGAACUAACUGGGGGAAGAAGCUGAUUAUAGAUUAUGCUUACAAUGGGCUCAGAAGAUGCUUAAGGCAACAAGAUGAAGUCUAUGCUAUUCCUCGCAAACGUUUGUUGAAGGUGGGAAUGACUUAUGAGCUAUAGUCUUUGUAGUGGUUUAGUACCAUAUUAUCUAUUAGUCUUCUGGUUUGUAACCAAAGUUGAUUACAUUUAACUUGUGACCUUGAGCACAGGAAUAAAUUUUCCAAACCUUGCAA
Macadamia integrifolia is the source of this 2734-nucleotide messenger RNA. Its product is annotated as potassium transporter 5-like. Gene Ontology annotation, molecular function: potassium ion transmembrane transporter activity. Bases 285 to 2621 code for a protein of 778 amino acids. Lineage: Eukaryota; Viridiplantae; Streptophyta; Magnoliopsida; Proteales; Proteaceae. Gene Ontology annotation, biological process: potassium ion transmembrane transport. The transcript has 9 exons. Gene Ontology annotation, cellular component: membrane. The record is from RefSeq and is a predicted model, not a curated record.